Megalops cyprinoides (Indo-Pacific tarpon) is the source of this 570-nucleotide messenger RNA. RefSeq names its product guanylyl cyclase-activating protein 1-like. The coding region runs from base 1 to 570 and encodes 189 amino acids. The record is from RefSeq and is a predicted model, not a curated record. Gene Ontology annotation, molecular function: calcium ion binding; calcium sensitive guanylate cyclase activator activity. NCBI's taxonomy places the organism in Eukaryota, Metazoa, Chordata, Actinopteri, Elopiformes, Megalopidae. The transcript has 4 exons.
AUGGGGAACUCUAACGGAAGCACUGUGGAUGACCUGCAGGCGGUGGAGAUGCACCUGUGGUAUAAGAAGUUCAUGACCGAGUGCCCCUCUGGGCAGCUCACCCUGCAUGAGUUCAAGCAGUUCUUCGGCCUCCGUGGCCUCGACUCCGAGGCCAACGCCUACAUUGAGCAGAUGUUCCGCACCUUCGACAUGAACAAGGACGGCACCAUCGACUUCAUGGAGUACGUGGCGGCCCUCAGCCUGGUGAUGCGGGGCAAGAUGGAGCACAAGCUGCGCUGGUACUUCAAGCUGUACGACGUGGACGGCAACGGCUGCAUCGACCGGCACGAGCUGCUCAACAUCAUCAAGGCCAUCCGGGCAAUCAAUGGAAAUGAGAGCCAGGAAAUUUCUGUGGAGGAAUUCACCAACCGAGUGUUUGACAGGAUCGACAUCAAUGGAGAUGGGGAGCUGUCUCUGGAGGAGUUUGUGGAAGGGGCACGUAAGGAUGAGGACUUCAUGGAGGUGAUGAUGAAGAGUCUGGAUCUCUCUCACAUUGUUGCGAUGAUCCACAACAGAAGGCACAGCGUUUAG